AUGGACGAUGAAAUUACGCCGGUCGGUGAGACACACAGAACGCCAGAAUUAUAUGAAUCGGUAAUUCCAGAUCUUGCACGCCUACUUCUCAGUCAGCACUUGCCAUCUGUGGAUGGCAAGGGUGUUACAGUUGAUGAAUUCGCCGCUGUAGUAGAGAAAGCAACAGCAAAUAUCCACAGCAAGAGAGUUUUUCUUCAACUCCAACUACUGCGACCAGAUUACGUGCAAUUUCUUGUUGAUCAGCAAGUUUGGGAAACCUUCUGCGGAACUCCAACCCAAAAACACAAUCCACACUACAGACCGUUUCCAAGAAAAGAUCCUCGAAUCGAUAACCCUCUUCCUCAAUACUUUGACCCCAGCGUUCUUACACCCGAUGAUUAUGGUCUCAUAUAUCGAAACAAUUUGCACCCAAAUUGUCCCAACUGUACCUGUGGCACCAUUUCCCGAGGCAACCCCGAGAACCAAAGCAUAUAUGAAGAUGGGGGUGUUUGGUUGACUACACCUAAAGAGGAGUACAAUGCUUAUCAAGAUGAUGUUACUAAGUUUUGUGAGAGACUUGAAGAAAAGUCGAAGAGACUAGGUUACAAAGACCUAGAUGUUCGGUGGGAGAGGGAGUGUGAGAUUGAACAGGCUAAGGAAGCUGAAAGAAUCAGAAAUGAUAAAGAGCAAAAGAGAAAGGCGGAUAUAGAGGCAAUUAAGAUCAACGAAGUGGCAAUCAUAGAAAAUGCAGAAGAAUCACAAGAGCCAAAGAGAAAGAUAGAUCUAGAGGCACAUAAGAUCGACGAGGUAGACAUAUUGGACAAUGCAGAGGAGCCAAAGGAGUCAAAGACGAAGACAAACUCCAUGACAAAGAAGGCGAAGGUGAAGAGUGCGAAGAAGCUUUGUUCUGGCUGUUUUUGCAUGUAG
Molecule: messenger RNA, 906 nt
Organism: Botrytis porri
Lineage: Eukaryota; Fungi; Ascomycota; Leotiomycetes; Helotiales; Sclerotiniaceae
Exons: 2
Coding region: 1-906 (301 amino acids)
Source: RefSeq, a predicted model, not a curated record